AUGCUCCGCAAUAACCUCCUUAUCAACGUUUCAGAGAACCGUCUCUGCACGGCUGUCGGCAUCAAACUAAUCACCGAGACGGAAGCCGUGUCUCUCGCCAAAGCGGCCGGAUAUGACACCGUCUUCAUCGAUCUCGAACACUCGGUCCUGUCAGAGCGGGAUGCCAGUCGACUAUGCUCGGCAGCCCUAUCCGCCCGCAUCACUCCUUUUGUGAGAGUCCCCUACCAGUGUGGCCAAGGCUACGUGCAAAGAAUACUCGACGAGGAAGCAAGAGAAGCAGUAGCAUACACCAAGUUCCCGCCCAAAGGCCGAAGAUCCUUGACGGCUGCUUUACCGCACUUUCAUUUCCAGCGAGUCGCAGCAAAACACGUUAUCGAGCAGCUGAACGAUGUCGGCUCCACGGUAUUCCUCUUGAUUGAGACGAGAGUGUCGCUUGACAAUAUCGACGCCCUUGCUGCGUUGGAGGGAGUUGAUGUUCUGCUGGUCGGUGCCAACGAUCUGUCGUUGGAACUGGGCAUCCUGGGCGAAUGGGAAAGUCCAAUCUUUCAGUCGGCGCUCGCAAAGAUCGCCGUGGCAGCGCAGCGUGCAGGGAAGAUCUUCGGUAUCUGUGGCCUCUACACGAGACCGGACAUAUACAGAGUGGCCGUAAGAGAGCUUGGGGCUCGCUAUGUUCUCGGCCACGUUGAUCUCGGCCUGUUAGCCAUGUCCAUGAGAAAUAAUGUGGAGUUGCUGCGUAACAUCGAUACUGGUGCUGGCUCGAGCAUGGACGAAUGA
Exophiala xenobiotica is the source of this 774-nucleotide messenger RNA. RefSeq lists its product as uncharacterized. Gene Ontology annotation, cellular component: cytoplasm. NCBI's taxonomy places the organism in Eukaryota, Fungi, Ascomycota, Eurotiomycetes, Chaetothyriales, Herpotrichiellaceae. Bases 1 to 774 code for a protein of 257 amino acids. The record is from RefSeq and is a predicted model, not a curated record. The transcript is spliced from 3 exons. Gene Ontology annotation, molecular function: aldehyde-lyase activity.